AAGAACUCAUCAAAUAUUCAGAUCCGAAAAAGGGCGAGCAACAAUUACAAAACAGUAGAGCGCAACGCAUAACGAGAGUGCCAGUGCCUGUGCCAGUGGCAGCGGCAGUGACAGCAACGGCCAAAGCGGGAACGGCCAGUUGUGGUCCGACAACGCACUGAAUAUCAAGCGCCAGGCCAGCCCACACCACAUCAACAACAAUGGCGAGUCCCCGCCUGCCACUGUUUCCCAUCGAGCCUGAGCCGCCAGCAACGCCCACACAGCGGCUUACGCUCUUGGCAACCCGCUUUCUACGUGCAUUGCAAUUAAACUGGAGGAUUAUCUUGUCCGGCAUCACGCUGACGCUCUUGGCUGUCAUCUGGUAUUAUCCCACGUUCUUCUUGUUCUUCGCCUUCGUCGUCUACUCCCUCGUUUUGGUGUUUUCGGCUGUUGCCGGCACCGUCUACAUACAUUAUAUUUUCACCACCAACGAAUCGGCUAGGCCCAGUCGAUUGCCCUCCAAACUUCUUUACAAUGCCACAAAAAGCACCAUCUUCGAUCUGCCAAAGCCCAUCAAGAAUCCAUCGAAUUUACCUUUGAUCUUUGGCAAAACAGUCGAUCUGCAGCUGCAGCAGAUAAUCGAAUACGUUCUUCGCGACUUCAUGCUGCCCUGGCUGGGCUACGUGGUCACGAAGCCGAAGCUAAUCAACGAUGUGGUGCGUGAGGAUCUGUGGAACGCCAUACAGAAGAUCCAUGAGCGCGCCAGCAAAAUGGAUCCCGCCAAGAUCAUAGCCGUGGACAUGGUGAAUCGCGUCACCGUCCACCUGGAAAAGAUUCGCAUUGCCGAGGCUCGAGCGGCCGAGACGAAUACGGCGCCAGUGUUCAGCAAAAACUCCUACCUGUCCGACGAGGCCAUGGAGAUGGAGUUUCUGCGCAAGCUGUGCGAAAUUAUGGUGAUCUUGCUGUUGCCACGCGGCUACUCCCUUCCACCGCUCAAGAUGUUGCUCAGCGAAAUCUUAUCCUAUAAGAUCUUCUUUCCCAUGAUCAACAUGCUCACCGCACCCGACUACAUAAACCAGAAGGUGGUGCAGAACAUCGAAGCGCGACUGGCUGCGGCGGCGAUGAACAAGCGGAGCUAUGAGUAUGCGGCCAGCUUUGAGGACUUCCUCAAGAUUAUCAACAACUCGGGAAGCCUGGAGGAGCUUUCGCUCAUCCGCAAGAGCAUCGUGAACGACCUGAUGCAUGCCACAACCAUGCAGAACUUACAACGUGCCAAAGGUCUCGAUCCGGACCAUGAGGACCACUCCCUAUCCAAAUCUGAGCUGACGGCGGCCGUGCGGCUCAAGCGCUACGUCCGCCAGUUGAUCUUGGCCAAGGCCGAGUGCGAAAAGAAUCUGGCGAAAUUUGGCUGUAACGGCAACUACUCUAGCGACAUAGAUCUGACGCUAGAGGAAAUACUGAACACGACCGUGGGCCGCAGGUUCUUCACCCUGUUCCUGGAGCCGCUGAAGGCUAGCGCCUUGGUCGGAUUCUACCUCUCCGUGGAGGAGAUCAAGCAUGCUCACAAAAGUGCUAUCCACCAACUGGGCACGGAGGUAUUCUACACGUACAUCCGAGUACCCAAGUCUGAGAUCCAGAUCGACAAGCACGAUCGCAAGCUGAUCGAGACCUUUCUUUUGGGGGAUGCCGAGCCGGACAUCUUCUACGACAUCCAGCGCAACAUCCUACUCACUCUCGAGGAAAAGUACUAUCCACCAUUUGUGCUCAGCAGUCAGUACCGCCAGCUAAAACUGGCGCUGGACUCGAACGAACUCAUCGAUCCCACCUUGAUGGAGUGCCCCGCAAUUGGGAGUGUAUCCGAUCAACACGACGAGCACCCCAGAGUCACUGAUGGUCUCAAUGGCAGGGCCAUCGAUGUCGCCGCCCACACGUCGUAUGCACGGCGGAAGCUGGAGCAGAUACAGGAGCGCAUUGACAAGAAAAAUCAGGCCCUGGACGCCCUUAAGUACUCAGUCAAGCCGGAGUCUAAGGUUCUAUCCAUACUCGAGAAGGAGAUGGAGUGGCUGAAGAGCGAGAAGCGUCAAACGGAGGCACAUCUCCGGCGAACCGACGCUUGGACCGAGCAUCUAGGCAAGUGGAAGGCCACCAUACAAAGUGUGGAGUUUUCCUUCUCGGCACAGGUUUCUGAUGAAAAAGAGUCGCUGCAGUUCAUGAUACUUGUCCAUGUGGACGAGGACAUUAACGCUCCCCCGCAGACAAUGGCAAAGAAUGGGGACAGCAGCAGCGCCAAGCCCCACAAACGGCCCUCGGGCAUAUCCAGCGGCUGGGUGGUCAUGCGAUCCCUUAAUCAAGUCCAUGAGCUGCAACGAAAACUGCGACACGUGAGUUCGAAUCUGAAGACACUCGACUUACCCACCAACUUCAAGUUCUUCUUCCUGAAGACGGAUCGGCAUGGCCAGGAGAAGGCCAAGGGACAAAUCCAAAAGUUUAUUAAUUUCAUACUCGAAGACGAUCAUCUAAAUUGCAGCGAGGCUAUUUAUACGUUCCUUAGCCCCAGCUCAGACCACCUGAAGCAGACGCUGCCCUCGCCCAAAAAGUCAAAGUUCUCGCUCUCCACGCUGUUUAAGAGCGACGCUGGAAAGGCUCACGAAUCCAGCAAGGCGACAGAUCCGUUCUGGGGCUUGCAGCGCGACGACGAGGACAUCUCCACAUACCUAGACGGAGAGUCCGGUAUCGAUGCCAGUCGAUUGAUGGCCGACAUAGACAGCAAGGACUCUAUAGCAGAGCCCAUGUACGCUCUCAUGGGCGAGAUAUUCGACAUGGGCGGCGUCUUCAAAUGGCUGCGCAAGAGCAUUAUCUCCUUUGUGCAGAUCACGUACGGCCGGACGAUUAAUCGACAGAUCCGCGAAUCGAUCACUUAUCUCUUUGAGGAGUCUAUGCUGCACAACUACUUCUCAGCCAUACUGAAAUCGUUCUGGCCAGGCGGUGUCCUCGCCUCCGCGUAUCCUGCGCGCUCCGACGACAUGCGGGAGAUGUCCAGCACGGCGGCCAAGGCUCUGCUCACCGACCACAUACCCGAGGUGCUCUGUAAUCUGGUGGGGGCUCAGGCGGCCAAGCGAGGCGUCCUCAAGGUCUUUGAGGCGCUCCAGAACCCCGCUUAUAACAAGCAGCUCUUCUACGACCUACUGGAGAUACUCAUGAUUGAGUUCUUCCCCGAAAUCCGGCAGCUUCGAGUGAACAAUAGCAAUGGCACCAAGCUGAACACAGCUACUGCGGGGGCUGCAGCUGUUUCUGCUGCAGCAGCACUAGCAGCCGCCACAGCAGCAGCCUCCCUACCCCUGAGCCAUGGCAGUGGAAGCGGCCAGAGCAUCGCCUCUCAAAACCAUCACCAGCAAGCAUCAUUGUCAUCGACAUCGCUGUCGUUGUCCACAUCGUCGGCUUCAGGUGGCAGUCAAGCGCAGUCCCACUAUCAUCAGGGAUCCCAUCAUCAUCAGUAGAAUCAGCAGAAGGGGCAUCCUGCAAACUCAGGCAGCUCCAAGUAGAAGCACACUCGUAUUGCUUUUUUUAUACCACCAAGUAUAUAUAUUCUAGAUCAGCA
Molecule: messenger RNA, 3577 nt
Organism: Drosophila guanche
Lineage: Eukaryota; Metazoa; Arthropoda; Insecta; Diptera; Drosophilidae
Gene: snz
Product: sorting nexin-25
Exons: 12
Coding region: 201-3476 (1091 amino acids)
Cellular component (GO): intracellular membrane-bounded organelle
Molecular function (GO): phosphatidylinositol binding
Source: RefSeq, a predicted model, not a curated record